AUGAAUGUCCAUGGCAAAUAUUUAUCUGAUCCUGGUCAUGACCAUUGGGUUGCAGCCAAGAAGGUCAUGAGAUAUCUUCAGAAGACUAAAGACCAUAUAUUGAUAUAUCAAAAGGUUGACAGUCUUGAAGUUGUUGGUUAUUCAGACGCUAAUUUUGGCGGGUGCACAGAUGACUAUAAACACACUUCUAGUUACGUUUUCACACUUACUGGUGGUGCCAUAACUUGGAAAAGUAUUAAGCAGAUGUUGGUCACGUCUUCUACUAUGUAUGCUGAGUUCGUAGCUUGCUAUAGCGCGUCUACGCAAGCUAUUUGGCUUCGAAAUUUUAUUGGAGAACUCAAAGUUGUUGCCUCAAUUCAGAGACCCAUUGUGAUGUAUUGUGACAACAGUACAGCUAUAUUCUUUUCCAAAAAUAAUAAGCUGAGUAGUGAAACCAAACACAUGUAG
Messenger RNA from Lycium ferocissimum, 447 nucleotides. RefSeq names its product secreted RxLR effector protein 161-like. The record is from RefSeq and is a predicted model, not a curated record. Bases 1 to 447 code for a protein of 148 amino acids. The transcript has a single exon. NCBI's taxonomy places the organism in Eukaryota, Viridiplantae, Streptophyta, Magnoliopsida, Solanales, Solanaceae.